AAAUGCUGAGAAUGUUAAUGCAUCAAAAGACACCAAAAACCCUUCAGUUACAGACGUACAACAAAUGUCUUCUAUUGAACUAUCAAAACAGGCCCUGUUAGCAAAAGUCAUUGCAAAACAAAAAGAAAGUCCAAAGGAGAAAAAGUUAGCAAUAGGGAAAAUUUCUCGCACUUCACAUGUAGAGAAAGGUAAGGAUGAAUCAGAAAUGAGUCAACCUAUGAAGAAGACACCAAUGAUAAAGAUAGGCCCUAUUGUGAUGAGUAAAGGUAAAGACUCGGACACUAGUACUGCAUUGGGUGAAUCUUCAGAGGAUGGUGAAAUCAAGUCUGAAUCUGAGAAUGAAAGCCAUGGUAAACAUAGAAUUGCCUUUGAUCCAGGUCGAAACUUACCCAUAUCUCCCUUGGUAAUGGAAAAAUCUCGUGAAGACUUGAAUCCCGCUUCCUCUGGGUUUGGAGUAAUACCAAAGAAAGUGAUAGCUCCUCCUACUUUUGAAGGAGAAAAUCCUUAUGCAGAAUCAAACCCACACAAUGCAUCAAGUGCUUCUGAAUCGGAUGAGUCCAAGUUUGAUGAUAGAGAAUAUUAUAAGAAAGUGGAUGAAUUUCUGAAGAAAGUGGAAAAGCCUAAAACAACAGUGGAAAGAAAGUUUGAUGAAUUUCUGGAAAAGGUUAGAAAACCUAAGCCAGAUUCACCAAGUUUAGAGGAAAAAGUAGAUGAAUUUUUAAAGAAGACAGAAAAGAAGGACUCAAGGGAAUGCAGCUACGAUGAGUAUACAAGCAGCAAACGUGAUAGAGAUGACUAUGACAGAUCAAGGGAUAGAGAUAGAGAUCACAAAGAUAGAGAAUAUAGGGACAGAGAAAAGGAUAGAGACACCAGAGACAGGGAUAGGAAACGUAGAGAUAGAGAAUAUGAGGAUCGGCAUAGAGAAAGAGAUAAAGAAUAUGAUGAAAGACAUAGAGAAAGAGACAAGGAAUAUGAUGAUAGGCGUAGAGAUAGAGACAAGGAAUAUGAUGAAAGGCGUAGAGAUAGAGAAAAGGAAUAUGAUGAUAGGCGUAGAGAAAGAGAUAGGGAUCAUGAUGAACGACAAAGAGAUAGAGACUAUGUGGACCGACAUAGAGAAAGAGAACGUGAUGACAGGUAUAGAGACAGAGAUUAUGAGGACAGACACCGGGAAUAUGAUGAUAGGCAUAGAAAAAGAGAAAGGAGAGGUAGUAGAGAAAGAAGCAGAUCAAGGGAAAGGUAUAGAGAUAGAGGAAGAGAAAGAUCAAGAGAAAGGAGCCGAAGUAGAUCUAGAAGUAGAAGUAGAGACAGGGAUAGGCGACAUUAUGAAAGGAGGUCCGGCAGAAGUAGACCUGAAAGAGAAGAGAGACGACACAGGGAUAGCAGCGAUGAGGAGCGAUCACCUAAACAUAGAUCAAGACGCAGUAAGUCAGAUAGAGAGGAAGAAAAGAAGAAAAAUCUUACUGAUGAAUGGCUGAAGUUUGAGAGCCAGUUAGCAGCCAAAAAGAAAAUGUUAGCAGAAACAGCUGCAACUUCCUCAGCAACUGCAGCACCUCAGCAACAGCCUGCAGUGCAACCAGCACCAACUGAAUACUACCAGGAUGCAUAUGGUAAUUACUACCCUGUACCAGUGACCCAAGCAAAUACCAACAGUGCCUACCAAACGUAUUCACAAUAUUCAAAUGUGGAUCCAAACACUGGAUAUCCAGUACCUCCUCAGCAGACUGUGAUGUCUCAGCCUCAGGUCUAUCCUCAUGACACAUAUCCUUCAAUGCAGCAAGUACCAACCCAGACCUCUAACAUGUACAAUGUGCCAAAUACUCCAGUUUACAAUACUCAGGGACAGCCUGUUCAUCAGGAAAUGGUUUAUGGUCAGGAGCAGACACUUCACCCUCCAGUCCAACCAACCCCUACUGCGGUGCCAAGAACAGCUGUUGUGUAUGGGCACGUACCCACUCAGCCCAGUAUUCUGUCAGCCAUCUCUUCACCAGCUGUGGUACAACCUCCUCCGAACACCCCUGGCUAUCCUGGUCAGCCAAUCCAGCCACUUAAUCAGCCUGAAGUUGGUUCAGUUCCUCCAAUGAACCGCUUGCCAAACAUUGUACCUCAACAACCGGGUAUCCCAAGAUUCCCUUCCAAGGUCCCAAGCACAGCUGUCAGGCCUCAAAGAGUAAACUCUCCUCCUAUAUUUACACCUCCAGUUCGGCCCAGUGGAUACAUUUCACCUCAAAUAACAGAAGAGAACAGGGGUGAGCCAUCCACUCCUACACCUUCUGAUGGUGAAGAUGAAGAAAUGGCGACUGGUGAAAAGAAAGAGGGAGCAGAGCCUCAACCCUCUCAACCUGUGACCACCUCAGAGAUCGAGGGAUCCUCACAACCAGCCCGUAAUGUCAACAGACAUCUUCCUAUCAAACUGGGCUUCAAGCAAGCCAUUAAAGACAGUGAAAUAUCACACCCACCACCGUCCUCUUCUCCACAGGUCAAGGAAGGAAAACCAGAGAAAGUCAAGUCCAGAUGGAGAAGAUAUAGUGAACUUGACUUAGAAAGUCCCUCAAGGAGUACUAUGUCUCCAUCUCUUGAUAAUGUGUCUUCCUCCACAUCUCAGUCAGAAACAGAAAAUGUAGAAGAAAAGGAUUUAUCUGAUUUAAGGAAAGUUGUGGAGAAUUAUGAUGCUUGGGAUCCAUCGUGUGAUCUUCUAGGGAUACCAUCAUCAAUUCUAAUGAAACCAGAGACUCAGAAGAAAGAGAAGAAAGAUAAAGAAAAGCAGAUGAUACAGAAUGCCGAUAUUACAUCACAGGUCACAGAGGUCAAAGCUGAAGAUAAGGACAGCGGAACGAAGAAACCACCAUUUGAGAAUAUAGAUGAUAAUAUUUAUCUUUGUGAAAGGAAGAAGACAAAGAAGAUGAAGGAUGUCAGAAGGAUGCUUUGUGACUGCACGACUAGUAAGGAGGAUCGAGACAUGGGGUACGAAGCUUGUGGGGAGGACUGCCUCAACAGGAUGUUGUACAUUGAGUGUGGAAGCAGAUGUCCAUGUGGAGAAUAUUGUACAAACAGGAGGUUCCAAAAGAAACAAUAUGCUGAUGUAGAGCCAUUUGAGACAGAUUGGAAAGGAAUGGGAUUAAGAACGAGGGUGGCACUUCAACCGGGUGACUUUGUGAUGGAAUAUGUAGGGGAAGUUCUGGAUUACAAACAGUUCAAGUCCCGAGUGAAACUGCAAUCCAAAAUGGGUCAGGAGCACCAUUACUUCAUGGCCUUAAACUCGGAUGAAGUCAUUGAUGCCUCGUACAAAGGGAACGACUCAAGAUACAUGAACCAUAGCUGUGAUCCAAACUGUGAAACUCAAAAGUGGACAGUAAAUGGGGUCCUCAGGGUGGGAUUUUUUGUCAAGAAGGCAGUAGAGCCAAUGACAGAGCUCAAUUUUGAUUAUCAGUUUGAAAGAUAUGGUAAAGAGGCCCAGAAGUGUUUUUGUGGUUCUGAGAACUGUCGGGGUUUUAUUGGAGGCAGUAAGACCACUCCACUCCGCUCUACGAGGAAACCUGAGGAAGAGAGGAAGAAAAAGACAGAAUUUGAGGAUGAUCUGCUGGAUGAGGAGCUGGAGGCUAUCACAGAGUUGGAGAAUGGUCUGAGGAAUAAAGAUCAUGUCCUCAAUAUCUGUCGUCUGAUGGUGAGGGCAGAAUCACCAGAUCACAGAAUCACAAUCCUCAAGUGUUUACAAGAUACUGUUGAGGAUAACUGUUUACGACUGUUUCUGGACUAUCAUGGCCUGGAAUUACUAUGGAGCUGGAUCACAGACAGCAAGGAGGGACCAGAGGAUGUCAAAAUCAUGAUUUUAUCACUUCUGAAGAAGCUUCCAAUAACUAACAAAAACAUUCUUAAAGACAGUAAAAUCCUGCCAUUAAUUUGUCGAUUGGCUGGUCGGGAUGAGAAUGAUGACCUUUCAACAGUCACAAACCCCAUUUUUUCUACAACCCUGGGCCAGAGGGGGGAGACCAAGUCAAUUCUUUCCUCCUCAACAGGCAAAGACAAGUCACAGAAAAAGAGAGUUAAAUUUGCAGAUGAGGCCUCUAGUUCUGACAAUGAGUCACAUUCUAGUACCACGGACACUCUUGGUGAUUCUGCCUCUGGUGAGUUAGAAUCAGAGGCUGCCCCGAGGCCAAAGUCUGAGUCCUUAUACAAACAGGUGCUUGAUAAGAGCCUGGGUGUAGGUUCAGAGAUGGAUCAAGAAGAAAGUAAAGAGGCAGGCGAGUCAUCUCCUGCAGAUUCUACUAACAUCGAAGGGGAAGAAGGGGAGGAGAGAAAAGUGUCGGAAGAAGAGGGUGUUAUCCCUGGGGAUGAGGAGGAGAAGAAGACUGGCCCAGGGGAUGAGCAAAAAGGGGUCCCAGAAGAUGAGGAGAAUGAAUAUAAAGGGGAGGAAGAACAGAAGGAUGAAGCUGAAAUGAAGAGCGAUAUUGAACUACAGGCAGAGGAACUAUUGUUCUUAUGGAAAGACCUGAAGGAAUUAUUCAAGAUUCCAAAGAAACAGCAAGUUGAAGAAAGGAAAAGAAUAGAGAAAGAAUUAGGCACAACCAAGGAUAUUGAUUUAGAAACACUGGAAAUGAUACAAGAUAAAAGCAAACAAAGAGCUGCUGGUUGGGACACAGGUAUCAGAAAAAGGAAGAGGGCUCCUCCCCCUCCCCCACCAAUGGAUGAUGAUGAUAGGAAAGUACUUUUACCCACACCACCAAAGAUCAGCAAGGCGGAGCACCGGAAAAUGUUUGAGGCUAAAGUAAAGGCUAGAGAAGAGAUGGAGAUCAGAGAAAGACAGCAACAAGAAGCAUUCCUGAACCAGUUCUACAGUGAUCCCAACAACAUUCUGUACUUCAACAGGACACCAAACCAUCCACUGUAUGGCAUGCCACCAGAUCAACAACUACAGAUCCUCCAAUCCCAGCCAUUAGAAGUCCAGUAUCAGAUGGUACAGGGAUACAACUCACAGGAGGUGGUAGAGCAGUAUAUUGACCCCAAUACAGGAAUGCCAAUCACGGUGGAACAACUCCAAGCCAUGUAUCAACAUCAACAGCAGCCAGAGGUCAUGUAUACAGAGGAUGGACAACCUAUACAACAAGUCUGGCCACAACAACAGGUCCAGCAGCAAUAUGUGAAUGCUGAGGGACAGUUAGUGUCUGUUCAUCAGGUAGACCAACACCUGGUGUACUCAGGGGUUCCCCAACAGCAGAUAAUGACCCAGACAGUGGAGGUACCAGGCACACAGGUGACCCAGAUACCUGGACAGCCGGUCUAUCUACAGCAGAUUGGUCCAUAUGGUACUCAGACACAGCUAGCAGUUGUUCCCCCUGUUGCCAUAGCCACCACUUCCUCAGCUGAUGAUGAUGAUCCCCCUCCACCUCCUUCACCCCCAAAACCAAAAAUAGAGAAGUUGCCUCCCAACUGGAAGUCUGCCAAGGACUCUGAGGGAAAAACCUAUUACUAUCACACUGUCACAAGACAAACUCAGUGGGAUCCACCUUCCUGGGAUGGUAUUGAAGCAGACGACUCCAUGGAUCUGGAGUCUCCAUUGUACGAGGAGAUUGUGAAGGGCAAGAGUAAGAGGGCCACAACAGCUGCAGCAGACACAUCCAGUGAAACUGUGAAGAGAAUCAAAGACCAAUUUAGACGACAGAUGUCUUCCUAUAUUGUAGUGUGCCUGAAUCCAUUCAGAAAACCUGACUGCAAGGCUGGAAGAAUCAAUUCUACAGAGGAUUUUAAACAUCUGGCAAGGAAGUUAACACAUCAUGUGAUGGCCAAAGAACUGAAACAUUGUCGUCAUGUGGAAGAUCUGGAGGUCAACGAAAAUGUGAAAUCCAAAGCCAAGGACUAUGUUAAGAAAUAUAUGGGCAAGUUUGGCAGUGUUUAUCGUAAAACGGGCUCACCAGAUAUUUGAGACAUAUUAUCAUAAAACAGAUUAAGCAAAUAUCUGAGACCUUUUAUCAUAAUACAGGCUCAACGGAUAUCUGAAACUACAUUAAAUGAAUUGAAUAUACGUGCUUAUUCUGAUUUUUGGAAAAAGAAUCUAAAGAAUACUUGAUGAAAGCAAACCAAAUGUUACCACAAUACAGAAAAUUAUGCGUUUUAACAUUUAAAAUGUAAAACUUGAACAGUGCUACAUCCUCUAACUUACAAUAGUCUUAUGUUUCUUUGCCCAAAAUAUCCGGGAUGGGAGAUAAUAUCCAACACACAAGGUGUACUUAUUUUAUUGUUAUGAAAUUCACUAAAUUUCAUUAUUUUUUCCUAAUGUUUAAAAUAGUUCAAAUUUGUGACAGAUAAAUUUGACAUAUAGUAUUAGAAACAAGGAAACAGUUCAUGUUAAGAAAAUGGACUUUAAGAGUAUUGUAAUAUUUAAUAUUUAACAGUCAAAUAUUAUGUUGAUCUGUGAAUGCAUCAAACAGCAGGUUAUCAGAAAAGGCAGCAAUUUUUAUAUGGUUUGUAUGUUUAAUUGUUGUCUUCUAAUCCAGCAGAAUUAUUGUUUUAAUUGUGUGCAUUCUUGAACCAUGUGGCAAUAAUUGAAUUGGCGUGUUUGUGUUUUGUUACAAUUCCUUCAAUUGAAAGUUAACAUUUUUUAUGUCACAUUAUUUUUACAACAUGAAUCAAAUAAUUGUGGUGGACAUUUUUACAAGAGGAUUUAUGUUUGUGAAUUUGUAUGAGUGUAAUUUUUGAGGUAUUUUUCUUCUAAAGAAAUAUGUGUCCUAUGUGUUUACUAGUAUUAAAACUGAAAUACAUUUAUUACAAAUACUUAAAUGGCAUUUAAAAAUACUAGUACUCCAUAGCUAUGAAUGUUGAAUGAAAUUGUCUUUUCCAAUAAUAGUUUUCAUAAUGUGUCAAACAUUGAAUGAAGUGCUUAUAUGUUUCAGUCAUUUUUUUUAGAGAUACAUGUAGUCAUAUGUAAUAAAUUUUCAUCUAUCAUUUUGGUUUAAAGACAGAUGUCCCUCAUUUUAAAUAAGUAAAUGUACAUACUCUGUUUUAUAGAUGUUUAGUUAUUUUUAAUUGAUAAAAUUAUUGUUGCUGUGAUAUAACAGCAGAUUAUUAUUUUGAAUUAAAUUGUUUUAAAUUGAAAUAAAUAUUUGUUAAAGU
Molecule: messenger RNA, 7104 nt
Organism: Saccostrea echinata
Lineage: Eukaryota; Metazoa; Mollusca; Bivalvia; Ostreida; Ostreidae
Product: histone-lysine N-methyltransferase SETD2-like
Exons: 21
Coding region: 65-5917 (1950 amino acids)
Biological process (GO): regulation of DNA-templated transcription
Cellular component (GO): chromosome; nucleus
Molecular function (GO): protein binding; histone H3K36 methyltransferase activity
Source: RefSeq, a predicted model, not a curated record